AAAUGAGGCAUCAGGCGACUACAAGAGCCCGUGUUCCUGAUGAGGAUGAGGAGCCUUCGUCAGCAUCACAGAGAGAAGACAGAAGAAUUCAACACAUAGUGCUGAGGAUCUCAUCGGACACGCAGCGAUGCGGUGGGCUCUGUUCCUGCUCACUGUGACGGGUCAGUGUCUUGUCUCCACGUGUCACAUCUAUAAGUACACAUUUAUUAAAGAGAAGAUGAGAUGGAAAGAUGCUCAGAUGUACUGUAGAACAAACCAUACAGACCUGGCCAUACUGUUCAACGGUCCAGAUGAGAAGAGACUCCGUCAGUCUGCAGGGAACAUGGAUGAACCUGAAGCCUGGAUUGGACUGUACCACCACCAACCAUCCACCAGGCAGUGGCACUGGUCUCUGCCAGAGGAGAAGUUCCAUGAAGACGACACACGAUGGGACACUGACGAGCCUAAUGACGGGGGACAGCAAGAGAAUUGUGUCAUCAUUACGAGGGAUAAGAAAUGGAUAGAUCUGAAAUGUGACAAAAAAAAUGAAUUUGUCUGCUGCGAUGGAAAACAAAACUGUUCUAUCGUUCAUGAGGAGAAGAAGUGGAGAGAGGCUCAGAUCCACUGUAGAGAGAAGAACAGAGACCUGAUCAGUGGAAUCAAACAGUUAGAAGAAUUCACAGUGACAGAGAGUCAGAAGAAGAUGUGGAUCGGCCUGUUCAGAGACAAGUGGAGGUGGUCGAGUGGGAACAGAUUCAACUUCAGAAACUGGGAGUCAGAUCAAGACGAGACAGAGGGCGAGAAAUGUGCCUCGAUUCAGUUGACAGGCUUAAAGAAGUGGAAAUCUGCUGAUUGUGGAGAAACAAAACCCUUCUUCUGCUAUGAUGGUCAGUGUCUUGUCUCCACGUGUCACAACUAUAAGUACACAUUUAUUAAAGAGAAGAUGAGAUGGAAAGAUGCUCAGAUGUACUGUAGAACAAACCAUACAGACCUGGCCAUACUGUUCAACGGUCCAGAUGAGAAGAGACUCCGUCAGUCUGCAGGGAACAUGGAUGAACCUGAAGCCUGGAUUGGACUGUACCACCACCAACCAUCCACCAGGCAGUGGCACUGGUCUCUGCCAGAGGAGACGUUCCAUGAAGACGACACACGAUGGGACACUGACGAACCUAAUGGCGGGGGACAGCAAGAGAAUUGUGUCAUCAUUACGAGGGAUAAGAAAUGGAUAGAUCUGAAAUGUGACAAAAAAAAUGAAUUUGUCUGCUGCGAUGGAAAACAAAACUGUUCUAUCGUUCAUGAGGAGAAGAAGUGGAGAGAGGCUCAGAUCCACUGUAGAGAGAAGAACAGAGACCUGAUCAGUGGAAUCAAACAGUUAGAAGAAUUCACAGUGACAGAGAGUCAGAAGAAGAUGUGGAUCGGCCUGUUCAGAGACAAGUGGAGGUGGUCGAGUGGGAACAGAUUCAACUUCAGAAACUGGGAGUCAGAUCAAGACGAGACAGAGGGCGAGAAAUGUGCCUCGAUUCAGUUGACAGGCUUAAAGAAGUGGAAAUCUGCUGAUUGUGGAGAAACAAAACCCUUCUUCUGCUAUGAUGGUCAGUGUCUUGUCUCCACGUGUCACAACUAUAAGUACACAUUUAUUAAAGAGAAGAUGAGAUGGAAAGAUGCUCAGAUGUACUGUAGAACAAACCAUACAGACCUGGCCAUACUGUUCAACGGUCCAGAUGAGAAGAGACUCCGUCAGUCUGCAGGGAACAUGGAUGAACCUGAAGCCUGGAUUGGACUGUACCACCACCAACCAUCCACCAGGCAGUGGCACUGGUCUCUGCCAGAGGAGACGUUCCAUGAAGACGACACACGAUGGGACACUGACGAACCUAAUGGCGGGGGACAGCAAGAGAAUUGUGUCAUCAUUACGAGGGAUAAGAAAUGGAUAGAUCUGAAAUGUGACAAAAAAAAUGAAUUUGUCUGCUGCGAUGGAAAACAAAACUGUUCUAUCGUUCAUGAGGAGAAGAAGUGGAGAGAGGCUCAGAUCCACUGUAGAGAGAAGAACAGAGACCUGAUCAGUGGAAUCAAACAGUUAGAAGAAUUCAAUCUGACAGAGAGUCAGAAGAAGAUGUGGAUCGGCCUGUUCAGAGACAAGUGGAGGUGGUCGAGUGAAAAAAGAUUCAACUUCAGAAACUGGGAGUCGGAUCAAGACGAGACAGAGGGCGAGAAAUGUGCCUCGAUUCAGUUGACAGGCUUAAAGAAGUGGAAAUCUGCUGAUUGUGGAGAAACAAAACCCUUCUUCUGCUAUGACGAUGGAAUGAUCCUGAUCAGAGAGAAUAAGACCUGGGAGGACGCCUGGAUCUACUGCAGAGAGAACUACGAAGACCUGGUCUCCAUCACCGACGCUCGCCAGCUGGAGUUGAUCGCAGCGCGAGCCAAGAUGGCCGACACGGACCACGUCUGGCUCGGACUGCGCUACUCCUGCACUCUGGAUCUGUGGUUCUGGGUCACUGGUGAACGAUUCUCCUACAACAGGUUUGACUCCAACCAAGAGUCUAACAGAUGUAACGCAGCUAUUGCCAUGGAGAUGGGAGGAGGCCACAUGUGGUUCCAGAGAGACGACGAUGAGAAGUUGAAUUUCAUCUGUAUCAAAUAAAAACCCACGAACACCGUGGGGACACAUUGUGAAUCUUCACAUUCUGCUCUUUGUGUUCAUCAAACAGCAAAAUGGAGAAUUUAGAAAUGACUGAUAGUUUAACCUGUUACAAUUAUACAUGAGUGAUAUGUUGGUGGUGGUUAUUAGUUGUGAACCCAAAUGUUCUUCUGAUUACAUGUAAAUGAAUGAUACUGUAGAUCUUUGAGAAGCUGUUAAACUAUGAUCCUCUCUUUGUGUCUUUGGCUUGAUGGUGAUUCCUCACGGACGUAAGCGCUGCUUCCUUUCAGAGCGUUCACAUCAUGAGAAAAACAAAUCUAUCAAUCAAGUUGGUUUAUGAAAGUUGUCUUGCUUGUUCUUUAAUGUUUGGUUUGAAGCACAUUGAUUCAUGUAAGUAGAUAACAACCAGUUCAUGUUGAGUGUCAGUAAACAGCUCGUCAAAAUGUC
Messenger RNA from Scophthalmus maximus (turbot), 3064 nucleotides. RefSeq names its product macrophage mannose receptor 1. The transcript has 9 exons. Bases 128 to 2620 code for a protein of 830 amino acids. Lineage: Eukaryota; Metazoa; Chordata; Actinopteri; Pleuronectiformes; Scophthalmidae. The record is from RefSeq and is a predicted model, not a curated record.